This is a messenger RNA of Mangifera indica (mango), 1907 nucleotides long. RefSeq names its product aspartic proteinase-like protein 1. The record is from RefSeq and is a predicted model, not a curated record. The transcript is spliced from 10 exons. Bases 109 to 1725 code for a protein of 538 amino acids. Gene Ontology annotation, biological process: proteolysis. Lineage: Eukaryota; Viridiplantae; Streptophyta; Magnoliopsida; Sapindales; Anacardiaceae. Gene Ontology annotation, molecular function: aspartic-type endopeptidase activity.
UAGCUAGUGCGCACUGCGCACUGCGCACUUUAGCACUCAAACUCAAUAAAGAGCUCUCAGAUUAUACAUUACUAUCUCUUUCUCUUUCAUUCACUCUCUGUACCUAAAAUGGCGAAUCGUCUGGUUAUGUUGCUGGUCUCUUUGUUAAGUUACUUGUUGUUCGAUGGAUCGGCUGCUGUCACGUUUUCUUCGAAGCUGAUUCACCGAUUUUCCGACGAAGCGAAAGAGAGAUGGAUUUCGAGAGGUGGUAACGCGUCGGUUGCUGGUAUGUGGCCGAAGAAGGAAAGUGUGGAGUUUAUGGACUUGCUUUUGCUUAACGACUUGAAACGGCAGAAAAUGAGAGUGGAUUUACAAAGUAGUAACAAGUCGCAGUAUCAAUUGCUGUUUCCCUCUCAAGGAAGCCAUACUCUGUACUUCGGAAAUCAGUUUUAUUGGUUGCAUUACACGUGGAUUGACAUAGGGACACCAAACGUUUCGUUUCUGGUUGCAUUGGAUGCUGGAAGUAAUAUUUUAUGGGUCCCAUGUCAAUGUAUAGAAUGCGCUCCGUUGUCUGCCAGUAACUAUACUUCUUUGGAAAGAGAUCUGAGUGAGUUUGAUCCGACAAUUUCCAGCAGCAGCAAAAACCUAUCGUGCGGUGAUCAGUUAUGCAAGCCCCACUCAAACUGCAAAAGCUUGAAGGACCCCUGCCCUUACAUUGCUCAGUAUGCUUCACAAGAUACCACAAGUUCUGGAUAUCUGGUUGAAGAUGUACUACACUUGGCAUCAGUUAGCAAUUAUGCAUCCAAAAGUUCAGUGCAAGCAUCAGUAAUUAUAGGCUGUGGUAGGAAGCAAACUGGCAGUUAUUUGGAUGGAGCAGCUCCGGAUGGACUAAUGGGGUUGGGACUUGGAGACAUUUCGGUACCAACUUUGCUUGCUAAAGCAGGAUUUAUUCCGAAUUCUUUCUCAAUUUGUUUUGAUGAGAAUGAUUCAGGAAGAAUUUUCUUUGGAGAUCAAGGGCCUGCCUCUCAACAGUCCACUCCAUUCUUGCCCAUAGGAGAAAAAUAUGACACCUAUUUUGUUGAGGUGGAGUCUUACUGUGUUGGAAGUUCUUGUCUUCAGCAAUCUGGAUUCAAAGCAUUGGUUGAUAGUGGUUCAUCGUUCACAUUUCUUCCAACUAACGUAUAUGAUAAUGUUAUUUCAAAGUUUGACAAACUUGUGACUGCUAAAAAAAUUUAUCUUCAAGGAAAUUCCUGGAAGAACUGCUACAAUGCCAGUUCAAAGGAGCUGCGUAGCAUUCCCAACAUGAGGCUCAUAUUUACUGCAAACCAAAGCUUUGUAGUCCAUAAUCACAAAUAUAUCUUUCCUGAAAAUCAGGGAUUUACCGUAUUCUGUUUAACUGUGAUGCCUGCAGAUGGAGACUUUGGCAUUAUAGGACAAAACUUCAUGAUGGGCCAUCGCAUGGUCUUUGAUAGGGAAAAUUUUAAGUUGGGUUGGUCACUUUCCAAUUGUGAAGAUGUGAGUGACAGGACACAUGUACAUCUUGUGCCACCGCCUGAUGGUGGAUCUCCAACCCCGUUGCCAACCAAUGAGCAACAGAGCACCAGUAAUGCCAGCACUGUUUCACCUGCCACUGGCAAAAGGGGUUCGUCAAAGUCCUCAGCAUUGUCAAUCCUGCAACUUCAUUCUCUGUUCCUUCAAAUGAGUUUAUUGAUACUGUUAAUAUGUUUGUUCCAACCAUCCGAUUAACUCUUUUCAUCAUUUUAUUUUGUAAAUCUUGUGUAUUCUUAUCAUAACUCUCUCGGCUGAUCGAGUGUUUGCAUUUUGAUUAGGUUAUUGUAUUUGAUUGAGGUGGGUAGGAAGAGUUAUGUUAUGAUUUGGUAUGUUAAAUUCUGUGGAUUUAAUAUGAUUUUGCUUACAUAUUUAUGUAA